ACUUUGCACUUGUCAACUUCCGCUUACAGAAGUAUCAUGGCGGCUAGCUCACCGCGGAAUCCCCCUCCUGUACCUGGAGCAGAGAACCAAGACCCACUUUCCGAAAUGGCAGAUGAAGACAGUGACGAAGGGGAGGAUAUAUUCGUUGGCAAUAGCAACCCUGUUGCAGAGUCAUUUCAGCCUGACACAGCCAAUGGUGAAGAACCAGCUGACCUCUUCAGUGAAGAAGAAACCAGCACCGCUGUCAACAGUUCCAUCACAACCUCUAAGUCCAACGGUGUCCAUUCAGACAAUGAGAAUGAUCUAUUUGCAGUCCACUCAGAGGCCUCGGUGGAGCUGUCCAGGGAGAACCCCAGCACCACAGCCAAGACCUCUGGAGCUGAAUUCACCCCGUCACUUACACUAUCAGCAACACAACCCAGGUCUAUGGAGCAGGUAGGCUACAACAGGACAUCAGCAACACAACCCAAGUCUAUGGAGCAGGUAGGCUACAACAGGACAUCAGCAACACAAUCCAGGUCUAUGGAGCAGGUAGGCUACAACAGGACAUCAGCAACACAACCCAAGUCUAUGGAGCAGGUAGGCUACAACAGGACAUCAGCAACACAAUCCAGGUCUAUGGAGCAGGUAGGCUACAACAGGACAUCAGCAACACAAUCCAGGUCUAUGGAGCAGGUAGGCUACAACAGGACAUCAGCAACACAAUCCAGGUCUAUGGAGCAGGUAGGCUACAACAGGACAUCAGCAACACAAUCCAGGUCUAUGGAGCAGGUAGGUUACAACAGGACAUCAGCAACACAAUCCAGGUCUAUGGAGCAGGUAGGCUACAACAGGACAUCAGCAACACAAUCCAGGUCUAUGGAGCAGGUAGGCUACAACAGGACAUCAGCAACACAACCCAGGUCUAUGGAGCAGGUAGGCUACAAUAGGACAUCAGCAACACAACCCAGGUCUAUGGAGCAGUUGGAAGAGGAAAAGGAUGAGGACAGCUUUGACAUGGACGUUGCUGUCACCAAUCCAGAGAAAAUUGGAGAUGGCAUGAACGCUUACAUGGCCUACAAGGUGUCCACUCGGACUACAUUACCCAUGUUCAGAAACAGGACAUUCUCGGUGUGGAGGAGGUUCAGUGAUUUCCUUGGGCUGUAUGAGAAGCUGUCGGUGAAGCACUCCCUGAACGGCUGUAUCAUCCCUCCACCACCAGAGAAGAGCGUUGUGGGGAUGACCAAAGUGAAGGUGGGAAAGGAGGACUCUUCCUCGGCUGACUUUGUGGAGAGGAGGAGAGCAGCUCUGGAGAGGUACCUGCAGAGAGUAGUGUGUCACCCGUCCCUGUUACAAGACCCUGAUGUCAGAGAGUUCCUGGAAAGGGACGAGCUGCCUAGGGCGGUGGGUACACACACACUGAGUGGAGCUGGCUUCCUGAAGAUGAUCAACAGAGCAUCUGAUGCUGUCAGUAAGAUGACCAUCAAGAUCAGCGACUCGGACGCUUGGUUUGACAACAAACUGCAGGAGGUGGAGAGCGAGGAGCUGCAGCUGAGGAAACUCCAUGCAGUGGUGGACUCCCUGGUCAACCACAGAAAGGAGCUCUGCGGAAACACAGCAGUGUUCGCCAAGAGCAUGGCCAUGCUGGGCAACUCGGAGGACAACACAGCUCUGUCCCGGGCCCUCUCCCAACUGGCCGAGGUGGAGGACAAGAUGGAGACACUACACCAGGAGCAGGCGGCCAGUGACUUUUUCAUCUUGGCCGAGCUGCUGGCCGACUACAUCCGCCUACUUGGAGCCGUCAGGGGCUGUUUUGAGCAGCGCAUGAAAACGUGGCAGCGCUGGCAGGAGGCUCAGAGCACCCUGCAGAAGAAGAGGGAGGUUGAGGCAAAGCUUCUGUGGGCCAACAAGCCUGACAAACUACAACAGGCCAAAGAGGAGAUCACUGAGUGGGAGGGUAAAGUCACUCAGUACGAGAGGGAUUUUGAUAGGAUCUCUGUAACCGUUCGCAAGGAAUUCCUCAGGUUUGAGAAAGAGAAGUCCAAGGACUUCAAAAGCCAGAUAGUGAAAUAUCUGGAGUCUCUUCUACAGUCUCAACAGCGGCUCGUAAAGUUCUGGGAAGCAUUCCUGCCUGAAGCAAAAGCGAUAGCAUGAUGAGGCUUGGGGACGUUAGGAAGAGAACGACUGCCUUUUUGAACACUUUACCUCUUGACUAUGUACCCAGAAGACAAUGCAACAGAGGAGACAACUACUCUACAGCUCAACCAUAUUAUUUUCGCAUUAGUGAUUUAUUUUCCAGCUUUUCAGUAUGCUCUACAUCGGCACAAUGUAUCGAUUCAACAGAGAUUAAUUUGACAGUAUAGCUUGUCUAUGUAAACAUGUAAGUGGGAUAUUUUUUACUCUGUGUUCUUGGGCCACCCUUACUCAGAUAGGAAGAGUUUGACUUUCUAAUCCUAAAGUGUUCACAUUUUGAGGUACUUCCCUACAGUAGUAGUGUUUGUUUACAGUGGAGGGCAGUUCAUAACUGUUUACAAAAGCUCAUGAAAUAACUUUUGGAUCCACAAACGCAUGGGGGAAUGUAGUAAAUUGUGUGUGUCGUGUGAAAUACCACUUUGACUAGAGAGCUCAUUCAAACUGAUAGACGGACUAAUACCAACGGUCCUCAAUUUGUGCAUUUCCAGAAUUACAGUGAAGGGACAAAAUAAUGGAAGCACGGAGUGUAUGUUUAUGGUGGCCCAUCAGAUGAGUGUGCCUGCCGGUGUCUUUGUGCGUGUUCACCAUUGUUUGAUCAUCAGUUGAUAUACAUCUGUGACCUCAAAUAAUUAGGAUCAACAACAGUCUUUCUGAACUAACCAUCAGUAUAUUUUUACAUCUGUGUUCUAACAUGUAGCCUCAUUGAAUUCAGUGUGAUUGUGAAAUGUGUCAUGUUCAGUGUUGGAAAAAGUACUCAAUCGUCCUACUUGAGUAAAAGUGAAGAUUAAUCAAUAAAAAAUUACUCAAAUAAAAGUAAACGUCACCCAGUAAAAUACUACUUGAGUAAAAGUCUAAAGGUAUCUGGUUUUAAAUGUACUUAAGUACAAGUGGUCGAAAAAGUACUAAAUGUUCAUACUUGAGUAAAAGUCAAUGCUAUACAUAAAAUUCCUUAUAUUAAGCAAACCAGACAGCACGAUUUUCUUGUUUUUUAUUUGUUUACAGACAGACUGUGGCACACUCCAACACUCAGACAUAAUCUACAAAAGCAGUAUUUGUGCUUAAUGAGUCUGCCAGAUCAGAGGCAGUAGGGGAGACAAUGCAUUAUAUAGAUAGGUGUGUGAAUUGGACCAUAAUUCUAUCCUGCCUCAGCAUUCAAAAUGUAACGAGUUCUUUUGGGUGUCGGGGUAAAUGUAUGUGAGUAGUACAUAUCUUUAGGAAUGUUGUGGAGUAAAAGUAGUCAAAUAUAAAAAGUUAUGUACACAUACCCAAGUAUUUUUUUAUUAUGUACUUUAAACCACUGGUCAUGUUUCCUCACAAUUUUGAUAAACUAGCAACAGUGCUUGACUUGGACUGAAAUAGGUGUCAGUACUCAUUUUGGGUGCUGGUACUGUUAAGGUGCAGGAACUCCAUAAUACUUUUGAACUAAAUAUUCUAUAUAAGGUGCAGGAACUCAAGCAGUAGAAAAUUAGGUGCCGGUAUUCAGUUCCGGUUGGGGUUAUACCCAAAUCCAGCACUGACUAGCAGUGUGUAAUGAUGAUGAAAGCAUAGUGAUAACAAGUGUUGACUCCUUUAGUUUUCUUACCCAACAUUUAUAUGAGUAUCUGUUCUUUUUCCUCAAGAUGUGCUUUAUUUUUGUAACCACUCACAUUUAGAUAAGAUAUUCCUGAAAAUUCUAUAGAAGGGAGUAAUAAAGAUGAUUGAUUGAACUUCG
Messenger RNA from Salmo salar (Atlantic salmon), 3883 nucleotides. Lineage: Eukaryota; Metazoa; Chordata; Actinopteri; Salmoniformes; Salmonidae. The record is from RefSeq and is a predicted model, not a curated record.